GCCGGCCCCGCCGCCGCGGGGGAGACGCGGCUCCCGGCGCUGUGCGCCCGAGCUGCUGCUGCUGCUGGUUACGCCAGCCCCGCCGCCUGCCUCUCCGCUCUCCUCGCCUCUGAUUCUGCGCACAGCCAGCCCCAAAGCCUGUCAUUCUGCAAAACACAGUUUACUCAACAGAGAGAGCGAGUGGGGGAGCGGGAGAGGUGGAGAGAGGGAGACGGCGCGGAGGAGCCCAGUCCCGCACCCCAGCAUGGCUUCGGGGGACCUUUACGAGGUAGAGAGGAUUGUAGACAAAAGGAAGAACAAGAAGGGCAAAUGGGAAUAUCUCAUUAGGUGGAAAGGCUAUGGGAGCAAUGAAGACACCUGGGAACCUGAACAUCACCUACUCCAUUGUGAGGAAUUUAUUGAUGAGUUCAACAGGCUACACGUUACCAGAGAGAAGCGAUCCAGGCACGGGAAACAGGCACCGAAACUACUGGGGGAAAGCCGAGGGUCGUCUGUUGAGAAAAUAUCACAUAGACCUUCUGAAUCUGGGAAGUCUAAAGGAGCAACACACAAAAGGAAGAGAAUUAAUCCAUCUCAUCAAAAACAGAAACGAGGAUAUGCAGCAAAGCCAGGAUCUGCAAAUGACAGGGCUGCUAAAACUGUGACUUACCGAACUACUCCCAGCGGUUUACAGAUUAUGCCACUGAAAAAGCCACAUAAUGGCCUGCAGAAUGGAGAUGGCAGCCAUGAGAAAGAUUCUAGACAUUUUGGGAAUGGCUCACAGCAGCAAAACGUGGAUUUAACUGAUCACGAAGGAGAACAAAACUUGCCCAGCGUGUUGGAAGUCAGUAACAAUUCCCCUGUUGUGAAUGGAAUUGGUUCUUCUCUGGCCAAUGGAAGCUUGAAUCUACACAGCACUGUGAAGAGGAAACUUGAUGGAGAGAAAGAUUAUGUCUUUGAUAAGAGACUGAGAUACAGCGUGCGACAAAAUGAAAGUAACUGUCGCUUCAGGGACAUUGUAGUCCGGAAGGAAGAUGGUUUCACACAUAUUUUGCUGUCAAGUCAGACUUCAGAAAACAAUGCACUGACCCCAGAGAUCAUGAAGGAAGUUCGGAGAGCAUUGUGCAAUGCAUCAGCUGAUGACAGUAAACUCUUACUUCUCAGCGCAGUGGGAAGUGUAUUCUGUAGUGGCCUAGAUUACUCAUAUUUAAUUGGCAGGUUAUCCAAUGACAGAAGAAAGGAAAGCACUAGGAUUGCAGAAGCUAUAAGGGAUUUUGUAAAAGCUUUUAUUCAAUUUAAGAAGCCAAUUGUGGUUGCUAUCAACGGCCCUGCUCUGGGGUUAGGAGCUUCUAUUUUACCACUCUGUGAUAUCGUUUGGGCAAGUGAGAAGGCUUGGUUUCAGACACCAUUUGCAACAAUCCGACUCACUCCAGCUGGCUGCUCAUCAUACACAUUCCCACAAAUUCUGGGUGUUGCACUGGCAAAUGAAAUGUUGUUCUGUGGCAGAAAGCUGACAGCACAAGAAGCCUGCAGCAGAGGACUGGUGUCACAAGUAUUUUGGCCAACAACAUUUAGCCAAGAAGUGAUGCUACGAGUGAAAGAAAUGGCAUCCUGCAGUGCAGUGGUAUUGGAAGAGUCCAAAUGUCUCGUGCGGAGCUUCCUGAAAUCCGGACUUGAAGAGGUGAACGAGAAGGAAUGUCAGAUGUUAAAACAGCUGUGGAGUUCUUCCAAAGGACUGGAUUCAUUAUUCAGCUACUUGCAAGACAAAAUUUAUGAAGUCUGAUAUCUUGGCCUAACUUAAAGAGAAAUCGCUCCAGUUGUGACCAGAGUCAGACAUGACCAUGUUUGAGAAGCAGAGGCAAUGCAUCAGUGAGGAAUUUGUGACAGUGAUCCCAAUGCCUGUGGCUGUGUGAGGUGCACAGCUGCUUGUAGCCGGUUUGAUUCUGUGUAACCAAGACGUGGGCAGGCGUUCAGUGCACGUAACCUGUGCAGAGGCUGCAUCUUUCACAUUGCUCAUCCACAUCCAACUCUACAUUCCACGUUCUGAGAAGCACCACUGAGGCCCAGCAAGUCUCACCCACCUGUAAGGGUUUAUUUUGUCUGUCCUUCUUAACUUAUUCUUGCUAUUGCAGCACACCUGGGCUGACACAGAGGGCUCAGUCUAAAAUCUGGGUCAGCGCGACCUUUGGUAGACCCAAAAACCAUAUGUUAGAAAUAUGUUAAUUAUUUUUUUCAAACAGUUUAAUGGAAAAAUCUGAUAAUUUAUAUGUAUAAUAUGUAAAGUUAGUUUACAAAAAAAUUCUAGACUUUUUUUCUUUGUUAAAUUUAUUUAACUUAUUUAUUUUGUGUUCAUAUUCAGCUGUUUGUUGAUCACAGAUCUUAUUUUCAUAUUUCCCUUUUGACUGAAUUAAAGGCAUCACAUGAGAAUGCAAACACAUUUUUAGCAGAAAACUGAGUAGAAAAAUAAAGAAUAUAUAGAAAACACACAGAAUAUUGUGGGCAGUUAAUGAAACAGCCACGUGCAUGCUCCUCUAUGUGUAAAACUGUACAAAAAAAUGUAUGAAAACAGAUUCAUUCAUUUGCCAGGGUUAAGAGAAAAAAAGUGGGUUUUGACACAAUGAGUCCCCCUUAAGUCUCUCUUCACUUUCUGCCUUCUUGAGGAGCACUGAAGGGCUCGCCAACCAGAUGCUUUAUUUAAGUUUACUAUAUUCCUGUUAGCCAGAUACCAGUAGCAGGGUGAGUGGUGCCGUUGUGUGGCAUCGUACUGUUUUUCAGGUUUAAACAACCCUUAUGGUCUGAAGUCUAAAAGCAAAUCCUUAUGAGCCUUAGUCUAGUUGCCUGAUUCCUCAGGUGUGAGAUAAUUUCUGCUCUGGAGGCCUUUGGGUGUGGGCCAGCAGUUUAUACAAGGUGCUAGGCAUUGAACUCAGUGGAGGCAGAGGUUUUGUUUUGCUUUUCCCAGCUCUCCACAUCUGGCCACCCCACCACCUGUUACAAGAACUUAUGGCUAUCCAUAAAAGCAGUCCACAAUAAACAAGGAAAAUCCAACCUGCUCUUUUGGAAUGUGAUCCUAGUACUGUUCAGUGACACCAACCAACUUCUGAACACUGGAUCUCUCUCAGUUCUUUCCUGCUAUGGGCAAUUUGUGUGGAAAGGACAGGAGCAUGCUCUGAGACUUCACCUGUCAUCAUAGUAUGCCCAAAUUGAAACCUCUUGAAGCAGAAGCUUUGCACAUUUGUUUGCUUUGUAAUUUGUGCACUUGCUCUCCAUCCUUGAGCUCAGUGACUUAUGAUUUAAACCUCUGCAAAUGAGGCUGCUCAGCUUUCUCCCUCUUAGCAUUUCCAUAAAGAGUUUCAACAAAGCCUUUGUAAAGUUAACGAACAGGUGAUUACAGUAAAGAGUAGACUUCAACAUAUUAAUGCAACAUUUCUUUUUCCACAAAUAAUUAGAAGUGCUGUUUUUAUGCUCUAAUUGUACCACUGAAUUUUAAGGAAAUCAUUACCCUAAAUACAAAAGUUCUCAUGGAAAAUCUUCAUUAAAAAGACAGAAUCUGUCUUCUAAUUAGUCUGUUUAAAAUGUUUUUUAAAAGAAACUUAUUGAAACCAUUAGCUUAUUUUAAAAUGACUGAAAGAGAACUCUUUCAAUAACUAUUUGAAGUGAUGGAUGCACCACUUGCUUUAUACCAACCCUUGUUUUUGUCCACGACCUGCCAGCAGCGCCGCGGGGCGCGUUGGAUCGAGGCCCUGGGCCCCGGCAGGGCAGGUGCACACGGAGUCACCUGGAAAAAGAGGGAUGACCCAAGUGAAAACCACACACACACAGACACACACAGACACACACAGAAACACAGACACACACAGAAACACAGACACACACAUGCACGAGUUUGCACAAUCAGGCCUCCAGCAUACACCUUCAGAAAAACAAAAAAAGGCAAUGGAAAAAGUACCACGAUUCCUCAAUUUCCUUUAUUUCCUUUAUUCCCAUCCAGAGAGCCAUAACUCCUAGUCAUGUGUUAAUAAGAUAUUAGGAAGUUUAUUUCAAUACUAUGCUUAGUUUUUGUAGGUAAAUAUAGUAAGAUUUCUCAGCAAUGUGAAGGAAUGCAUUCCGAAUGAGAUUUGCAAACAGAGAAGAAUCAUACGUUGUUGGAUCUUUUAAACUGCACCAUUUCAUCUGAACUUUCAGAUAUAUCUGUAUCUUAGCAUUUUUUAUGACAAAGGAAUAGUUGAAAUACAUUUUCUAUAAUUAUUUUUCCAUUCUAGCAAGCGCUAACCAUAGUUAACAUUUUUAAUUAUUCAUAUCUAUACUGUUACAAUCUAGUUUUCAUGGAAUCUAUUUUCCCUUCAAAAAAGAGUAAUAACAACGUUGAAACCUUCUUUUCCAGUAUUUAAAUAUCAGAAUCUGAAUUUUCUCUUGUGUUUCUAUCCUUACUAGGUAUUCAGAUAUCUAGAUAUACUGUACAUAUUAGUCUGGGUACCUUUACUAAUAUUCACAGUAUUUAAGAUUAAAAAUGCAAUUGGUUGUUUAAGUAUGUUAUUUUAUUCUUGUGUAAAUUGUUUUGUACAAUCUUUAAAAUUCUACAGUUUUGCAUUUGUAGAUAUUAAAGGUGAGCAAUUUAUUUUGUGUUGUCCUGCAUGUAUAUUUUUGCUGUAGAUAAGUGUUGCUUAGUUUACUAUUUCAGUACAUUUCUGUUUAAAUAAAUAAGCUUACAAACUUUAAUACAGUAUAUAUUUUCAAAAUAUAAACUUUUAUAUUUCUGUGGUAGGUUAGGGUAUGCGUUUUAGGCAAUCUUUUUCACUACUAUGAACUGUUCUUUUAAUCUAUAAUAUAAUGGUUUUGUGCCAAUAGUUUUUCAUUAGAAUAAAAUGCUCUUUUAAUGUUAGGGAUGAACAAACAAUUUUGGUUGGGGUUUGUUUUAUUUUUGGUUUUGGGUUUUUUAAUUAUUUUGCCAGCCUUUACAGUUUUAAAUAUAAUUUAUAAAUGCAUUGCAUUUGUGAAUAAGCCUUACCAUUAGGUACAAGAAAUCUUUAAAGCUGCAUAAUUGCUUAUGCAGUACUAAGGACUUCCCCAAAUAAUUGCUGUAAGAAAGUUAGCAAAUCAGAGUACAGGGCCUUAAGUUUUUCUUGUGAAAAGGAUAAUACGGGUUGUUUCUUUUGAACAACAGAGGUAGACUUGUCAGCAUGGGCUUUGUUAUAUAUAAACUGUGCAUUUGUGCUCCCAACCAUGGUAGUUUAAUCUCAGGCUUUGUGUGGCUGGGUCUAUAAAAGUCAAAUCUGGCUAAAGCCAGCACUCUUUAGGAGACACUAAAGAAGUUUACAUAAGAGACUUAUAGACAAUCUUAUCAUAGUACAUUUGGGUACUGGCUAUCCUCGAUGUGUUAUCUGUGUCUGCCCAAUUAACCGUAUGUUUUAAGCCAUAUUAAAUCUCUUUACUGCUAUUUUAAAUACUACACUGAAAGUCAUUCACUAGCUUGCUUGCUCACAGACAGGAUUUUGAUUUUUAGUGAAUAAAGAUGUUAUGCCUUCCAUAAAAAACAAAGGACCAAAGAAUUUCAUUAGUUCCUUUGCCAGUGAACUAGUUUGACAUUUGUACCGAAGAUCAAACAGUCUCUGCUUCAAACACUGCAUCCUCAUCCAUGUCAGGUGUAAGGGGGAAAGAUGUAUCCACUGAGCUAUUGGGAAAGGAGUGAUGUUCAGCUGGGAUGGCAUGUCUAUUGGUAAGGCUUAUUACCAAACCUCUGAGAUGAAGCAAAGAACCAAAAAUUCACAAGUUAUGUCAAUGUAAAUUUAUUUUCAGAACUUGCACAAAUAAUUAAUUGUAGAACUUUGCAAAUUAGGCCCUUAAGUUAUUUUGUCAGAAUGCCAUGGAACAGACUAAAACAGUUUCUAAUAUUUGUAAUGAUGAGUACAUAUUAUAAUAUUAUAAGGGUACAGGCACCCCUAUAUCACAGUGUUGUAAAUAUUUUCUGAAACUGGUACAGUACUGAGGGACUUGUAUCUUCUGAUAUAUCAAAUAUUGACUGUCUAGAUCAAAUUGUACACAAUUUAUUUGUUGAUGGUCCUGUAACUAGUGUAUGGACACAUUUCUGGGUGCCUUAGAAGUUGUAUUUUUCAUGUGUGUUAAUAUGCAGUAUUUAUACAUUGUGAGAAGCUGCUUUGAAUAAAAACAUUGAAACUUCA
Lonchura striata (white-rumped munia) is the source of this 6155-nucleotide messenger RNA. It is a transcript of the gene CDYL2, whose product is annotated as chromodomain Y like 2. Gene Ontology annotation, cellular component: nucleus. Gene Ontology annotation, molecular function: transcription corepressor activity. NCBI's taxonomy places the organism in Eukaryota, Metazoa, Chordata, Aves, Passeriformes, Estrildidae. The record is from RefSeq and is a predicted model, not a curated record.